AGUGAGAGAGAGAGGAAAACAUACAGAGAGAGAUGGCUUGUGUUGCAUUGACUUCUCUCAUGGCAACAAUUCAGCUUGAGUUCCUUCAACCCAACCACAGAGUGUCUGUUUUUGAUGAAAAGCCUUUGAAAUCUCUGUUUCAGAAGCUUUCUUCUUUGGAAGCCUUUCUGAAGAAGGAAUACAGCAACGGUGGCGCUCCAAACCGAGAUCUGCAAAUAAAAAUCAGAGAUUUUGCACUCAAAGCUGAAGAUGCCAUCGAAAUACAACUAACAAACAUCCUUCAAAAAGCUCAUGAAGGGGAACUCCAUCUCCAUCGAACCUUGCAAGAAGCAGCAAAGGAGGCAGAAGAGUUGUUGAAGAUUAUCAAUAACAGCAGUGAAGUUGAAGCAGACAACAUUGGAUCCUUGCAAUGCUCUCCACAGUUUGAGGAUAAAAUGUUUGGUCGUGACGGUUCCUUUAUAGCGAUAAAGUUUCAUUUAAGCCACCAAGAUCGGGCACGAAAUCGAAAAGUUGUCUCAAUUUUUGGAGCGCCAGGCGUUGGAAAGACUACUUUAUGUCAAAAACUGUAUUCAGAUGAAAAGGUUGUAUCAUGUUUUGACAUUAAAGUUUGGGUUACUAUUCCCCGAAGAUACAACGCCCAACAAUUACUGUGUCAUCUUCUUCAAUCAAUGAGCCCAACCCUCAAUGAAGACAUUGACAUGCUAAAAGAGCAACUGCACAAACACUUGAAAUGCAAGAGAUAUUUAAUUGUUUUGGAAGAUGUCCCUACCACUCUGGUUUGGGAUGAUAUCCAAUCAUGUUUUCCAGAUGACUCGAAUGCAAGCAGGAUAUUGCUAACCACUCUUUUCGGUGAUGUGGCUAAGUACGUUAGCAAACCUUCCUUUCACAUCUCUUUCCUAAAUCCCAGUGAAAGUUGGGAUCUAUUUUUCUACAGAUUUUCUGGCAAUCAGUAUAUGUAUAUGGCACCUAAGUUUAAAGAAAUUGCCAAGAGUCUCGUUGAGGAAUGCAAAGGAUUGCCGCGCUCGAUUGUUACCGUUGCAGACCGUCUAUCUAAAUGCGACUACACGGUGAAGGAAUGGAGAAAGAUUGAAAAAGAAUUGCUGUGAUUGGGAAUUCUACAUAAAGAUACACAGCACUCAAGUAAGCUCGCUGACAUUUACAAUCGUUUGCCACAACACUUGAAACUUUGCUUUUUGUACUUUGCCGUCUUUCCAAAAAAUAGUCAAAUCCAAGAAGAGAGACUUAUUAGGUUAUGGAUUGCUGAGGGGUUUGUAAAGCCACUAAAUUCGGGCCUGUCAUUAGAAGAUAUAGCUUACAAGUAUUUAGAGGAUCUUAGAAGUAGAGGAGUAGUCAAAAAAGUAGUGGAUGAGAAAGCUUGCAGACCAAAGACUACUUAUGGGAUACAUAUUGACAUGCAUAGCUUUUGUGUACGAGAAGUUCAAAAAGAGGGUCUUUUAUGUGCCGUAAAUGGUCAACGAUGGCCAUUAGACAUACUUGCAAAUUCAUGUCGUUGGUUAAGUUUACGCUCACAUAUUUUGGACUAUCAUGUGUUGUUUAGAUCAAAUAUCCCUCGCUCCCUUUUCUUCUGUCAGAGAGAUUUUGAAAUGUUUAUAGCUUUCAAACAUUUAAGAGUUGUGGAUUUGAGUCAAUCUGGAAUACUCAAAGGAGUGCCAUUGCCCUUGAGGAAUUUAGUUUUUUUAAGAUAUCUGUGGGUACCACAAUGGUUUGAGAGUCUUGAUGAUGUAGUCUCAACUAAUUCGAAUUUGCAAACCCUUAUUGUUCCUGGCAUUGAUGAACCAACAACACUCGGAGCACCUACUCUUCAUUUGACAUCCAAAAUUUGGGAGCUGCAACAUUUAAGGCAUCUCGAGCUCGGGGAUAUGUAUACGCUAGAUCCUCCAAACAUGGUUAAAGAGCAUUUGCAAACAUUAGUUUGUGCGAUGCCAAUUCAUUGUUUCAGGAAAGAAGAAGUGUGUUAUUGCAGGUUUCCAAGCAUAAGAAAACUGAAAAUUGUGUAUAAAGACGUCUUAGUGCCCGGUUGCAGUAAUCCCAUCACCAUUGUGGAGAAUUUUGAGGAUUUAUCAAAGUUGGAGGCUCUAAGUGUUAUAGUUCCAGUUGGUAGUAUAACCCUGUUAGAGCGGGUUGGUUUUCCUGCAAAUUUGAAGGAGUUGAGGUUGAGUGGGACUAAUUUGCCUGUGAAGGUUUUAGGGGUAAUUGGAGAGUUGCCCAAGCUUGAGAUACUGAAACUAGAAAACAUUGUUUUGUAUGGCAGCAGAGUGUGGGAAGUAGUUAAAGGAGGAUUCGGUGUAUUAAAAGAGUUGGAGCUUGAAGCCACAAAUGUUGAGCGAUGGGUGUGCAAAGGUAGUAAUCAGUUCCCAAAGCUUAGGCGUCUAUUCUUAAAACGUUGUUGUUCUCUGGAAGAGAUCCCUCCUCGUAUUGCACAAAGAAUCGGGGUUUUUUUUUCAAUUGAGUUGGAGCAAUGUCCCCCUUGUGUUGUCUCUUCUGCCAAGAGUAUUCAAAAGGAGAGAAUGCGCAACCUGCAGCAUGAUGUGCCUAGAGUUAUUGUGGACGGCAAGAUUAUUUCAUGUACAAAAUCAGAAGUCUGGGGAGAAGAAGAAGAAGAAGACUAUGAUGAAUCACAGUGUACAAAAUCAGAAGCCUGGAAAGAAGAAGAAGAAGAAGACGAUGAUGAAUCAGUGUCUACAGAUUCAGAAUCCUCGGAAGAAGAAGAAGAAGACUAUUAUGAACGGGCGUAUAUAGAAUCAAAAGCCUCGGAAGAAGGCUUGGAAGAAGCCUCGGAAGAAGAAGAUUAUGAUGAAUGGGAGGCAACAGAAUCCUCGGAAGAAGAAGAAUAAGAGUAUGAUGAAAUUAAGCUAAGGGCUGCAUGCAUCUUUCUGUUUUCGUUAAUUGUUAUUAAAUCAAAAUUGACAUGUGGAUCAUGGGAUUGAUUCUUAAUUUUCUA
Messenger RNA from Ipomoea triloba (trilobed morning glory), 2962 nucleotides. RefSeq names its product putative late blight resistance protein homolog R1B-23. Gene Ontology annotation, molecular function: alpha-tubulin binding. Gene Ontology annotation, biological process: protein folding. The record is from RefSeq and is a predicted model, not a curated record. Lineage: Eukaryota; Viridiplantae; Streptophyta; Magnoliopsida; Solanales; Convolvulaceae. The coding region runs from base 1413 to 2855 and encodes 480 amino acids. The transcript has 2 exons.